Molecule: messenger RNA, 797 nt
Organism: Zophobas morio
Lineage: Eukaryota; Metazoa; Arthropoda; Insecta; Coleoptera; Tenebrionidae
Exons: 4
Coding region: 14-646 (210 amino acids)
Source: RefSeq, a predicted model, not a curated record
ACAAUUAGCGAAAAUGUAUGGUUUCCUAGCAACUUUGAUUUGCUUUUCCGUACUCGUAACAGAAACUUUCGGUCAUGGAAUGAUGUUAGAACCACCAAAUCGGAGUUCUCUUUGGAGAAGUGAUUCAUCGGCACCACCAAAUUAUAGCGAUAACCAGGUGUAUUGUGGUGGGCUCAGUUUUCAAUGGAAUCAAAUGAAUGGCAACUGCGGUGUGUGUGGAGACCCAUACAAUAGUCCUCAUCCUCAAGAUAACGAAAAUACAGGAAAGUACGGUCAAGGAAAAGUCGUACGUCAGUAUUCUUCAGGAAGUGUUAUUGAUGUACAGGUUUAUCUCAGCGGUAACCAUCUAGGAAACUUUGUUUUCAGUUUAUGUGACCUGAAAAAUCCCAACGCUCCAGAACCCGGCGAGGACUGCUUCCAACAGUUGUCAUUGUCCAAUGGUGAACCUCAGUAUAACGUCUCCAUGGGAGAAGUGACCAUAAACAUCAAGCUUAAGUUACCAGCAGGACUUACUUGUGAAAGAUGUGUUUUGAGAUGGCACUACACUGCAGGAAAUAACUGGGGAACAUGUGAAGAUGGAAGUUAUAAGUUGGGAUGCGGUCCGCAAGAAAAUUUCCGCAAUUGUGCCGAUGUUGCUAUCGUUUAGGAAAUACAAUAUUUUAACAGCCGUUCAUUAAUUGGAUAAUUUUAACGUUCCACUUUUCACUUUUAUCAACAGUUAAAUUUAGAACCAGAAAAGUAUAAAUUUCGUUAUCAAAUUUUUUGUUUCAGUUGAAUUAAUAAAAGUGUAGAGAGUA